Messenger RNA from Cydia fagiglandana, 607 nucleotides. RefSeq lists its product as uncharacterized. The record is from RefSeq and is a predicted model, not a curated record. The transcript has 2 exons. The coding region runs from base 196 to 528 and encodes 110 amino acids. Lineage: Eukaryota; Metazoa; Arthropoda; Insecta; Lepidoptera; Tortricidae.
AUACGCGGGCUGUCCGACACUAAAGGUAAGCUCUACUACUCCACGGUACAUGCCGUCCCUAGGGCAUGCAUCCUAACUACUAACAAUAUUAUUGCACAACCGCUCACUGAAUUCUGUUCCAGAGACCUGUGUGCGAUUAAACUACAAGUUCCACUGCCAACAGGCUGUCGCGACCUAGUCCUUGCCUCGGUGUACAUGCCCGGAGAGGACGAGCCACCGCCUGCCGAACUACUACGACUGGUCAACCACUGCGAGAGAUCAGGCCUCGCAAUAAUCAUCGGGGCCGACUCCAACGCACACCACCCGCUGUGGGGAAUGGAGACCAGCAACAACAGGGGUGUCACAGACAGUCCCCUAUGCCGUGGGUGCAUGGAGAAAGAAGAAACAGCCUCUCACGUGGUGCUGGAGUGCAGCGGAUUGGCCCCAUACAGGGCAAAACAUCUCGGAUCCCCGAGAGACCUCCCCGAGGUCCUACUCAACAUCAAAGGUCUGAUAGGAUUCCUCGAGGAGCUGGGCUGGCAAGACUAGCCCACCCCAUAUCACGCAAAAUAGGCGCAAGACGUCGAGUUGCGGAAAAUCGCCCGUACUACAAUACAAUACAAUACAA